Chanos chanos (milkfish) is the source of this 2607-nucleotide messenger RNA. RefSeq names its product L3MBTL histone methyl-lysine binding protein 1b (gene l3mbtl1b). The transcript has 22 exons. Gene Ontology annotation, cellular component: nucleus. Lineage: Eukaryota; Metazoa; Chordata; Actinopteri; Gonorynchiformes; Chanidae. Gene Ontology annotation, molecular function: chromatin binding; zinc ion binding; histone binding. The record is from RefSeq and is a predicted model, not a curated record. Gene Ontology annotation, biological process: negative regulation of DNA-templated transcription. Bases 36 to 2333 code for a protein of 765 amino acids.
CUCAAAAUAAGAGUUAAAAGAGAAACGAGGGGAAGAUGACAGAUACACCUCCCAGUGACGGGCAAGGCCCAGGGGCCGACUUUGAUAUGAUGAGCGCUUUCGAAUGGAAGGAUGGAAUCGCCACUUUACCAGGCAGCGACAUACGGUUUCGUAUGACAGAGUUUGGUACAUUAGAAAUUGUGACCGAUGCAGAGCCUAAAGAUCAAGAAGAGGAGCCUGCCACUCAAACCGUACCCACAAACCACACACAUUUGCCAGAACAAACCCCUCCCACUAACCGCACCCUUCAGUCUCAUGCCGUGGUGGACCUGAGCAUGCAGGUGGUCCCUGGGGUGGAGGUGAGUGCCACGGUGGUGCCCAGCGCAGAGGUGGGGUCCAGUGUGGAGGUGGCCAGCUGCAGGUCCUGUGGACAUUCAGGUGCCCAGGAAUCUUUCCUCCAGGGCAAAUUCUGCAGCCCAGUCUGUGUGCAGCCUACCAGCGGCAGGUCGACCCCUGCUGAGGUUGUUGAGGGAGAGCGCUUGGGUAAACGUGUUCGGAAAAAGAAGAAGAUGUUUAUGGAGUCUGGAGAUGAGGAGGAGGAUGUAGCAGAAGAGGAAGAGGAGAAAAUCAAGGCUUCUAAAGGCAGAAGAGCAGCUAAACUUGCUAGACUAGUAACAGCAGCUCCCGUGAAAAAGAAGGCUUGGAGCUGGCCGGCGUACCUCGAGGAGGAGAGGGCUGUAGCCGCGCCUUUAAAACUCUUUAAGGAGCAUCAGUCUUUUCCUCAGAGCAGGAACGCGUUUAAAGUGGGGAUGAAACUGGAAGGUUUGGACCCCUGUCACCCCUCCCUGUUCUGUGUGCUCACCGUUGCCGAGGUCCAGGGCUACAGGAUGAGGCUUCACUUUGACGGUUACCCUGAGUGCUAUGACUUCUGGGUAAAUGCAGACUCAUGGGAUGUGAAGCCCCCAGGCUGGUGUGAGAAGACAGGACUCAAACUCCUGCUGCCAAAAGGCUGCAGGGAAGGUGAGUUUAACUGGAGCACAUACGUCAAGAACUGCCGUGGCCAGCUGGCUCCCAAACACCUUUUUAAAAGUCUGAACACGUCAGUUACACCUUCAGGGUUCCGCGCUGGGAUGAAACUGGAGGCCGUGGACAGGAAGAACCCGUCACUCAUCUGCGUGGCAACCAUCUCCGCCGUCGUCGACAACCGCCUCCUUAUUCACUUUGACAACUGGGAUGAUACCUAUGACUACUGGUGUGAUGCCAGCAGUCCAUAUAUCCAUCCUGUAGGCUAUUGUGAGGAGGCGGAGUUAACACUCACCACACCUGCAGAGUAUAAACACCCAAAGAGUUUCUCUUGGGAGAAAUACCUGGAGGAGACAGGGACGCAGGCGGCACCUGCCAGGGCUUUUAAACAGAGACCUCCUCACGGGUUCCAGGUGGGCAUGAAACUGGAGGCGGUGGAUAAAAGGAACCCGAUGCUGAUCCGAGUGGCCACUGUAUCAGACACAGAGGACCACAGAGUCAAGAUCCACUUUGAUGGCUGGAGUGAUGAGUAUGAUUACUGGCUGGAUGCAGACAGUCCUGACCUACACCCAGUGGGCUGGUGCCAAAAGACCGGACACCCGCUACAGCACCCCAAUGGAUCCACUGAUUCCCCGGUCCUCCCAGGACAGGGUUGCCCUACCCCAGGAUGCAACGGGGUUGGACACAUCAAAGGACCUCGCUAUGGAACCCACUAUACGGUGGUGAGUUGUCCGUACUCGGAGGUGAAUCUGAAUAAGGAGGGGCUGCUGCCGGACCGCCUGAGCGGAGAGAGGCCCGUCACCCUGUCCGGUCCACAGAAGCACCGCCGCAUAGACACACACACACACACGCACACGGCCAUCGCACACACCCCAAACGCCAACACGCCAGAGUCCACAGAGAGCACCGAACACACCCCUCAGGCCAGGUCUGCAUCCGCACUUAAGUGUGUGAAGAGCCAUGAAGUGAAACAGGAGGGAGAUGGGAAAGUUGAUUCUUUGCAGCAGUUUCUCCAUGACUCUGUGUUCUGUGGUUGGGAGCCUCCACGGUUUCAGCUCUGUUGGGAGAAACAUGGCAAACUGCUGCCUGAGGCCCUGGGUCUUACUGCCAAGAGAGUGUCUAAAUGGACCACUGAGGAGGUGGCCAGUUUUGUAAGAGGUUUACCAGGGUGUCGGGAGCACGCUGCUACCUUCAGGAAAGAGCAAAUUGAUGGCGAGGCCUUCCUCCUUCUCACCCAAUCAGACAUCGUAAAGAUUCUGAGCAUCAAACUUGGCCCCGCCCUCAAAAUCUACAACUGCAUCCUCAUGCUGAAGAGUGCCGACGAGGAGUAGACACGCCCCCUAGCAACCAGAGCGGUUGCUGACAUGCCCCCCUUAGCAACCGCAAACCUAUCAAACCAGGAGUGAAGACUUGCCGCUCCCUACCCCAGUGAGAUUUCAUCCAAUCGGAGAGAGGUCGCUCUUUGGUUGACAACUGCCCAGUCAUCAAAGCUACUUUUAAAUUCGUAACCAAUCAAGAAACUGCUUUACUGCACAAAGACUACAUGCGAUGCAUUUAAACAUGCCCCUUUCGAACCGACCUCACUUCCCUCUCUUAAAGCCCUCC